Molecule: messenger RNA, 12156 nt
Organism: Chrysochloris asiatica (Cape golden mole)
Lineage: Eukaryota; Metazoa; Chordata; Mammalia; Afrosoricida; Chrysochloridae
Gene: ANK2
Product: ankyrin 2, neuronal
Exons: 48
Coding region: 1-12156 (4051 amino acids)
Biological process (GO): regulation of cardiac muscle contraction; protein localization to T-tubule; signal transduction
Cellular component (GO): T-tubule
Molecular function (GO): protein binding
Source: RefSeq, a predicted model, not a curated record
AUGAUGAACGAAGAUGCAGCUCAGAAAAGCGACAGUGGAGAGAAGUUCAAUGGCAGUAGCCAGCGGAAAAAAAGACCCAAGAAGUCGGAUAGCAAUGCAAGUUUCCUCCGAGCAGCCAGAGCAGGCAAUCUGGACAAAGUAGUGGAGUACCUGAAGGGCGGCAUAGACAUCAACACCUGCAAUCAGAAUGGGCUCAACGCUCUCCAUCUGGCUGCCAAGGAGGGUCAUGUGGGGCUGGUUCAGGAGCUGUUGGGAAGAGGGUCCUCUGUGGAUUCUGCUACUAAGAAGGGAAAUACUGCUCUUCACAUUGCAUCUUUGGCUGGACAAGCAGAAGUCGUCAAAGUUCUUGUUAAGGAAGGAGCCAAUAUUAAUGCCCAGUCUCAGAAUGGCUUCACUCCUUUAUACAUGGCUGCCCAAGAGAACCACAUUGAUGUUGUCAAAUACUUGCUGGAAAAUGGAGCUAAUCAGAGCACUGCUACUGAGGAUGGCUUUACCCCCCUAGCUGUGGCCCUCCAGCAAGGACACAACCAGGCAGUGGCCAUCCUCUUGGAGAAUGACACCAAGGGGAAAGUGAGGCUACCAGCUCUGCAUAUUGCAGCCAGGAAAGAUGACACCAAAUCUGCCGCACUUCUGCUUCAGAAUGAUCACAAUGCUGACGUACAAUCUAAGAUGAUGGUGAAUAGGACAACCGAGAGUGGUUUUACCCCUUUGCAUAUAGCUGCACACUAUGGAAAUGUCAAUGUGGCUACCCUUCUUCUAAACCGGGGAGCUGCUGUGGACUUCACAGCCAGGAACGGAAUCACUCCUCUGCAUGUGGCUUCCAAAAGGGGAAACACAAACAUGGUGAAACUCUUAUUGGAUCGUGGUGGUCAGAUCGAUGCCAAAACUAGGGAUGGGUUGACCCCACUUCACUGUGCUGCACGCAGUGGUCAUGACCAAGUGGUGGAACUUCUCCUGGAACGAGGUGCUCCUUUGUUGGCAAGGACUAAGAAUGGGCUGUCUCCACUUCACAUGGCUGCACAAGGGGAUCAUGUGGAAUGUGUGAAGCACCUGCUACAGCACAAGGCGCCUGUUGAUGAUGUCACCCUAGACUACUUGACGGCCCUCCAUGUUGCUGCACACUGUGGUCACUACCGAGUAACUAAACUCCUUCUGGACAAGAGAGCCAAUCCGAAUGCAAGAGCCCUGAAUGGUUUUACUCCACUGCACAUUGCCUGCAAGAAAAACCGCAUCAAAGUCAUGGAACUGCUGGUGAAAUAUGGGGCUUCAAUCCAAGCUAUCACAGAGUCUGGCCUCACACCAAUACAUGUGGCUGCCUUCAUGGGCCACUUGAACAUUGUCCUCCUUCUGCUGCAGAACGGAGCCUCUCCAGAUGUCACUAACAUUCGUGGGGAGACUGCACUGCACAUGGCAGCCCGAGCGGGGCAGGUGGAAGUUGUCCGAUGCCUCCUGAGAAAUGGCGCCCUUGUUGAUGCUAGAGCCAGGGAAGAACAGACGCCUUUGCAUAUUGCUUCCCGCCUGGGUAAGACAGAAAUUGUCCAGUUGCUUCUACAACAUAUGGCUCAUCCAGAUGCGGCCACUACAAAUGGGUACACGCCACUGCACAUCUCUGCCAGGGAGGGCCAGGUAGACGUGGCAUCAGUCCUCUUAGAAGCAGGAGCGGCCCACUCCUUGGCUACCAAGAAGGGCUUUACUCCACUGCAUGUAGCAGCCAAGUAUGGAAGCUUGGAGGUGGCAAAACUUCUCUUGCAACGCCGCGCUGCCGCAGAUUCUGCAGGGAAGAAUGGCCUUACCCCGCUCCAUGUUGCUGCUCAUUAUGACAACCAGAAGGUGGCGCUGCUGUUACUGGAGAAGGGUGCUUCCCCUCAUGCCACUGCCAAGAAUGGCUAUACUCCCUUGCAUAUUGCUGCCAAGAAGAAUCAAAUGCAGAUAGCUUCCACACUCCUGAACUAUGGUGCAGAAACUAACAUUGUGACAAAACAAGGAGUAACUCCACUGCAUCUGGCCUCACAGGAGGGACACACAGAUAUGGUCACCUUACUUCUGGAUAAGGGAGCCAAUAUCCACAUAUCAACCAAGAGUGGACUCACAUCUUUACACCUUGCAGCCCAGGAAGAUAAAGUGAAUGUCGCUGAUAUACUUACCAAGCACGGAGCUGAUCAAGAUGCUCAUACAAAGCUUGGUUACACUCCAUUAAUUGUGGCCUGUCAUUACGGAAAUGUGAAAAUGGUCAACUUUCUUCUGAAGCAGGGAGCAAAUGUCAACGCAAAAACCAAGAACGGCUACACUCCUUUACACCAGGCUGCCCAGCAGGGCCACACGCACAUCAUUAACAUCCUUCUCCAGCACGGGGCCAAGCCCAAUGCCACCACUGCGAAUGGCAACACCGCCCUGGCAAUUGCUAAGCGUCUGGGUUACAUCUCCGUGGUCGACACCCUGAAGGUUGUAACUGAGGAGGUCACCACCACCACCACGACAAUCACUGAAAAACAUAAGCUGAAUGUUCCUGAGACGAUGACUGAGGUUCUUGAUGUUUCUGAUGAAGAGGAGUACUUGGACCUUCGAUCCUUCAGUUCCGACAGGUCUCACACCCUGAGCCAUGCCUCCUACAUGAGAGACAGUGCCAUGAUCGAUGACACAGUUGUGAUCCCCAGUCACCAGGUGUCAACUCUGGCCAAGGAAGCAGAAAGGAAUUCUUAUCGUCUAAGCUGGGGCACUGAGAACUUAGACAACGUGGCUCUUUCUUCUAGCCCUAUUCAUUCAGGUUUCCUGGUUAGUUUUAUGGUGGACGCCCGAGGUGGUGCUAUGAGAGGAUGCAGACACAAUGGGCUCCGAAUCAUUAUUCCCCCUCGGAAAUGUACUGCCCCAACCCGAGUCACCUGCCGACUGGUCAAACGCCAUAGACUGGCAACCAUGCCUCCAAUGGUGGAAGGAGAAGGCCUAGCCAGUCGCCUGAUUGAAGUUGGACCUUCUGGUGCUCAGUUCCUUGGUAAACUUCACCUGCCAACGGCUCCUCCCCCACUUAAUGAGGGAGAAAGUUUGGUCAGCCGCAUCCUUCAGCUGGGGCCUCCUGGAACCAAAUUCCUUGGGCCUGUGAUUGUGGAGAUCCCUCACUUUGCGGCUCUUCGAGGGAAGGAGCGGGAGCUAGUGGUCCUGCGCAGUGAGAAUGGCGACAGCUGGAAAGAGCAUUUCUGUGAAUACACUGAAGACGAGUUGAAUGAAAUCCUCAAUGGCAUGGAUGAAGUGCUGGAUAGCCCAGAAGAUCUAGAAAAGAAACGAAUCUGCCGCAUCAUCACCCGUGACUUCCCACAGUACUUUGCAGUGGUGUCUCGUGUCAAACAGGACAGUAACCUGAUUGGUCCAGAAGGAGGAGUGCUCAGUAGCACAGUGGUACCCCAGGUGCAGGCUGUCUUCCCAGAGGGAGCACUAACCAAACGGAUCCGUGUAGGCUUACAGGCUCAACCUAUGCACAGUGAACUGGUUAAGAAGAUCUUAGGCAACAAAGCUACCUUCAGCCCUAUAGUCACUUUGGAACCUAGAAGAAGAAAAUUCCACAAGCCAAUUACCAUGACCAUUCCUGUACCCAAAGCUGCAAGUGAUGUCAUGUUGAAUGGUUUUGGGGGUGAUGCACCAACCUUAAGAUUACUAUGCAGUAUAACAGGUGGAACCACCCCUGCUCAGUGGGAAGAUAUUACAGGAACUACGCCAUUAACAUUUAUCAAUGAGUGUGUUUCCUUUACAACCAACGUGUCUGCCAGGUUCUGGUUGAUAGAUUGUCGACAGAUCCAGGAAUCCGUUACCUUUGCAUCACAAGUGUAUAGAGAGAUUAUCUGUGUGCCCUAUAUGGCCAAAUUUGUAGUGUUUGCCAAAUCACAUGACCCCAUUGAAGCUAGGUUGAGAUGUUUCUGCAUGACUGAUGAUAAAGUGGAUAAGACCCUUGAACAGCAAGAAAACUUUGCUGAGGUGGCCAGAAGCAGGGAUGUGGAGGUAUUAGAAGGAAAGCCCAUCUAUGUUGACUGUUUUGGCAACCUGGUACCAUUAACCAAGAGUGGCCAACAUCAUAUAUUCAGUUUUUUUGCCUUUAAAGAAAACAGACUUCCUCUCUUUGUCAAGGUACGUGAUACAACUCAGGAACCUUGUGGACGACUGUCAUUUAUGAAGGAGCCAAAAUCCACAAGAGGUCUGGUGCAUCAAGCUAUUUGCAACUUAAACAUCACUCUACCAAUUUAUAUGAAGGAGUCAGAGUCAGAUCAAGAACAGGAAGAAGAGAUCGAUAUGACAUCAGAAAAAAAUGAUGAGACAGAAUCUACAGAAACAUCUGUCCUGAAAAGUCACCUGGUAAAUGAAGUUCCUGUUCUAGCAAGUCCGGAUUUGCUUUCUGAAGUUUCUGAGAUGAAACAAGAUUUGAUCAAAAUGACCGCCAUCUUGACCACUGACGUGUCUGAUAAGGCAGGCUCUAUUAAAGUGAAGGAACUGGUGAAGUCGGCUGAGGAAGAGCCAGGAGAGCCUUUUGAGAUUGUUGAAAGAGUUAAAGAGGACUUAGAGAAAGUGAAUGAAAUCUUGAGAAGUGGAACUUGCACAAGAGAUGAAGGCAGUGUGGAGAGGUCUCAGUCAGAGAGAGGGUUAGUGGAAGAGGAAUGGGUUAUUGUCAGUGAGGAAGAAAUAGAAGAGGCUAAGCAAAAGGCACCUUUAGAAAUUACAGAAUAUCCAUGUGUAGAGAUCAGAUUAGGCAAAGAGGCCAAAGUAAAAGUAGAAAAAGACUCAGCUGGGUUAGUGAACUACCUUAUUGAUGAUCUAAAUUCAUAUGGGAGUCGUCACAAAAUACAACCUCAGACAGUUCAAGAUAUGCCAGGAGAGAAACGUAAGGCUUCUGCUAUUAGCAAGAGUUCUGAAAAUAAAGGGAAAGCUGCGCCCCCAGAUGAGUCACCUAGUGCACAGGAACAGCACAAACCAAGCCUGGGAAUCAAGAAGCCGGUGCGAAGGAAAUUAAAAGAAAAGCAGAAGCAAAAGGAGGAAAGUUUACAAACUGGUAUAGAUAAAGCUGAACUUAAAAAAUGUAGUUCAGAGGAGUCGUUAGAUGAAGACCCAGGUUUAACGCCUGAACCCCUUCCUACUGCAAAGGCCACAUCUCCUUUGAUAGAAGAAACUCCCAUCGGUUCCAUAAAGGACAAGGUCAAGGCCCUUCAAAAACGAGUGGAAGAUGAGCAGAAAGGCCGAAGCAAAUUGCCUGUCAGAGUCAAAGGCAAAGAGGAUGUGCCAAAAAAGACCAUCCACAGGACACAUCCCACAGGAUCACCUUCUCUGAGGGCAGAAAAGCAUACACCAGCAUCACCUUCCUCUAAAACAGAAAGGCACAGUUCUCUGUCCACUUCUGCAAAAACUGAAAAGCAUCCUCCCAUGUCAUCAUCAAGUAAAACUGACAGACACUCACCAGUGUCACCCUCUGCAAAAACUGAAAGGCAUGCACCUGUGUCAUCAUCAAACAAAACUGAGAAACACUCACCUGUAUCACCCUCUACAAAAGCAGACAGACAUUCUCCUGGGUCACCUUCUACAAAAGCAGAAAGACAUGCACCUGUAUCACCUUCAGGUAAAACAGACAAACGUCCACCAGCGUCACCCUCUGGGAGAACAGAGAGACAUUCACCAGUAUCACCCGGAAGGACAGAGAAACGAUUGCCUGUAUCACCCUCUGCAAGAAUGGAAAAGCAUCUACCUGUCUCAACUUCUGGGAAAACUGAGAAGCACCUGGUUGUGUCACCUUCAGGCAAAACAGAUAAGCAACCACCUGUCUCCCCCACCUCAAAAACAGAAAGAAUUGAGGAGACAAUGUCUGUUCGGGAAUUGAUGAAAGCCUUCCAGUCAGGUCAGGACCCAUCUAAACAUAAGACUGGACUCUUUGAGCACAAAUCAGCAAAACAAAAGCCACCACAAGAAAAAGGCAAAGGCCGGGUAGAAAGAGAAAAGGUUCAGAUGAUAACCCAGAGAGACACACAGAAAAUAGAGAGUCAGACAAUCAAACGAGGCCAGAGAUUUUUAGUAACAGGAGCCACAGACUCCAAAAGAGUGGUACGAGCUUCCUCUAUCGGGUUGAAGAGAGAAGAUAUAGGUGCAGAAAAGGAAAAAGCUCUCAGUCACAAAACAUCUGAGCCUGUUCAGUCAGCACCCCAAGAAGAAAGCCACAAAGAGAGUGAGGUCCCCAAAGAAAAGAUCGCUGAUGAACAAGAAGAUCUCCAGAUCAGCCCAGAUAGGAAAACCUCCACUGACUUUUCUGAUGUCAUUAAGCAAGAGUUAGAGGACAAUGACAAAUACCAACAAUUCCGCCUAAAUGACGAGACUGAAAAGGCACAGCUUCACUUAGACCAAGUACUCACUAGCCCUUUCAACACAACAUUUCCACUCGAUUAUAUGAAAGAUGAAUUUCUUCCAGCACUGUCUUUACAGAACAAUGUUUUAGAUGGCAGUUCUGAAAGCUUAAAGCAUGAAGGGAUAGCAGAUUCCCCAUCUGGUAGCCUGAUGGACGGGACCCCUCAGAUUAGUUCCGAAGAAAGCUAUAAACAUGAGGGCCUAGCAGAGACUCCCGAGACAAGCCCAGAAAGUCUUUCUUUCUCACUAAAGAAAAGUGAUCAACAAAUUGGGGAAACAAAGGAAGCUACCAAAUUAGAAACACCAACAGAAAGUCAUUCAGAAAAAGAGCAUCCCGCAACCAAAUUCAUUAGUGAUGGUUCUGAAGAGCAACAUGCUGCAAUCCCUGAGGGCACAGAUCCCUCUGUUCUAACUGAGACCAUCCUAGACCCAUCUGAAGACACAUGCCUCAAGCAAGAUUUCCCUGGCAGGGGUAGUGUAUCAUUAGCAGAAGAAAUACCCAAAGGACCUACUGGGGAAGCUUCCCAUGAUGAAAUUCAACUUACAAGUAGUAGCUCAGCUCAUAAGACACAAACUGAUACUGAGGUUCAAGAAUCUACAACCACUGAACCCUCAAAUGAGACAAAAACCUCAUCACUGCCUGAUGUGUUUGUAAAGACAGACUCAGGGACUGAAUCUAAGCCUCAGGGAGCCAUCAGAAGUCCCCAAGGGUUAGAACUUCCACUUCCUAGUCGUGACAGUGAAGUGCUCAGCCCUAUGGCAGAUGAAUCAUUAACAGUAAGCCACAAAGACUCUCUGGAAGCCAGUCCUGUUCUAGAAGACAACUCCUCACACAAAACUCCUGAUUCUCUAGAGCCAAGUCCUCUGAAAGAAUCCCCUUGCCGUGAUUCUCUUGAAAACAGCCCGGUUGAAGCAAAAACGAAGGCUGGAAUUCUCCCAAGUCACUUCCCCCUUCCUGCAGCCAUCACCAAAGCAGAACUCUUUACAGAAGUGACCUCCAUGCGCUCCCGACUGCUCCGCGACCCUGAUGGCAGUGCUGAGGAUGACAGUCUUGAGCAGACGUCACUUGUGGAGAGCUCAGGGAAGAGCCCCCUUUCUCCUGACACACCCAGCUCGGAAGAAAUUAGCUAUGAGGUCACACCCAAAGCCACAGAUCAAAACACACCAAAACCAGCUGUGAUUCACGAAUGUGCAGAGGAGGAUGACUUAGAAAAUGGGGAGAAAAAGAGGUUCACCCCUGAAGAGGAAAUGUUUAAAAUGGUAACCAAAAUCAAAAUGUUUGAUGAGCUGGAACAGGAAGCAAAGCAAAAGAGAGACUAUAGGAAAGAACCCAAGCAGGAAGAAUCUUCAUCUUCUGACCCAGAUGCUGACUGUUCAGCAGACUUGGAUGAACCAAAGCAUAUGGAGGCUAUAGGGGAUGAAACUGAUGUGCCUGUAGUAGUGACAUCAGAGAGUCGCAAGGCUUCUUCCUCCUCAGAAAGUGAACCUGAGCUGACACAUCUGAAAAAAGGUGCUGAUUCGGGCCUAUUGGAAGAACCAGUUAUUCGAGUCCAACCUCCUUCACCGCUUCCAUCUAGCAUGGAUUCUAAUUCCAGUCCUGAAGAAUUACACUUCCAGCCUAUAGUUUCUAAACAAUAUACUUUCAAGAUGAAUGAAGACAUUCCAGAAGAGCCAGGUAAAUCAGCAGAUGGAAAAGACUGUGAAUCCCAUUUGCCUGAAGAUACUCAUAAUACAUCUACUAAUAGUUCAGAUCUGUCUUCUGAUGAUCUAAACAGAGACAGUGACCAGCCUAAAAUCUGUGAUGGCCACGGCUGUGAGGCUAUAAGCCCUAGCAGCUCAGCCACUCCGGUCUGUUCAGGUCUCCAGAGGUCAACUGUAGAUGAUGUCGAUGAGGAGCUAAUCAUCCAUAAAGAAUCCUUAACUUUUGAAGAUAGUCACAAAAUAGACACAGAAGAUGAAGAGCUUGAUUGUUCCAAAGUGGAAUCUCUACGAGUAGAAUGCUCUAGUGAAAGCUCUUCAUCUUUGUCCUCUUUAACUCAUGGCCCAGUAUCUGAAGGGAAAGAACUAGAUGAAGAUGUAUCCUCUACACCUUCAGCUAUAAAAAUGGAGGUCACAAAAAAUGACCAAACUUUUGAAAGCUUACCAACAGAUUGUCCGACUGAAGAGGCAUACAGUAGUACGCAAACAGAUAGGUUAUCCAUGGAGAUUCCAGAGUCUGGCCCGGCUGAGAUUGAUGAAAUCUAUGAUACCCAAAUCACAAGCCCUUAUGAAAAUGUUCCUUCCCAAUCAUUUUUCUCUAGUGAAGAAAGCAGAACCCAAACAGAUGUGAGACACACCACAAGUUUUCAUUCUUCUGAAAUGUAUUCUGUUACCAUCACAUCCUCUGUUGAAAACAUAGUAGUGAAAAGCACCUCAAGUGAAACUGUUUCAAGCAAACAAUCUAAUUUUGAGAGCCAGAAUAUGGACACUGAAUCAAAACAAGAAAGUUCUGUGUGGGAAAUGCAGUCAGAAAGAGCUGCUUCAUCUGUAGAGCCUACUGUGCCAAAUGCUUCAACAGUGAAUGGUGGACAAAUAAGCAAAGUCAUUAUCACAAAAACUGAUGUGGAUUCUGAUUUCUGGAGUGAAAUCCGUGAAGAUGAUGAAGCCUUCGAGGCACGCGUGAAAGAGGAAGAGCAAAAGAUAUUUGGUUUGAUGGUAGACAGACAAUCACAGGGUACCACUCCUGACACCACCCCUGCUAGGACCCCAACAGAAGAGGGGACACCAACAAGUGAACAGAAUCCAUUUCUCUUUCAGGAAGGAAAGUUGUUUGAGAUGACUCGAAGUGGGGCCAUUGAUAUGACCAAAAGGUCCUAUGCAGAUGAAAGUUUCCACUUUUUCCAAAUUGGACAAGAAUCCACGGAAGAUGUCCUCUCUGAAGAUAUGAAAGAAGGGGCCUCUAAGACUGAGCCCCCACAGCUGGGGACAUCAGCUGAGUCACUAGCACUUUCAGAAACAAAAGAAACAGUAGAUGAUGAAGCUGACCCGAGUGAGGAAGUAGGUGAAAUAUCUGCCUCAGAUGCUCAGCUUACUUCCCAAGUGGGGAUGUCAGCUUCUCUUGAAACAUCAACAAAAGAGACCACUUCUGCAGGCACUGAGGACCUCACCACCACCGUGCAAAUGGGUGAUGCACCUCCUGCAUCCAAUAUGAAGCAGACAUCUUGCCCUGACUCCCCUGAACCAGUUGUACAAGUACAAUUAGAUUUUUCCACAGUCACCAGAUCUGUAUAUUCAGACCGGGAUGAUGAUUCUCCUGAUUCUUCCCCAGAAGAACAGAAAUCUGUGAUCGAAAUCCCUACUGCACCCAUGGAGAAUGUGCCUUCUACUGAAAGCAAAUCCAAAAUACCUAUACGGACUAUACCCGUUUCAACAUCAGCACCUCCAUCUUCAGAGUACGAGAGUUCAUUUUCUGAAGAUUUUCUGCACAGUCAUGAUGAUGAAAGUAAGGACGAUGAAACAAAACCAAAGUCCAAAAUCCCCGUCAAAGCACCCAUCCAAAGAGCCGAGCAGCAGCUUUCAGACCUUGACUCAUCUCUCCAGAGGACAGUGGCUUUUCAGGGAAUAGACACGACAAGCAAAACACCAGAUAGUAGAAGCAAAUCUGAAUCUGAUGUUAUUGCUUUGGACUCAAAAACCAAAUCUCCAGUAAACACUAGAAGUUACACUGAGGCAGAAACAGAGAGCAGAGAGGAGGCAGGGGAGCUUGAGUUAGAAUCAGAAGAAGGGGCAACAAGACCAAAGGUAUUUUCAUCUCGAUUGCCAGUUAAGAGCAGAAACACCACAUCUUCCUGCAGAGGAAGCAUGAGCCCCACAAAAGAAAGUAAGGAACAUUUCUUUGACCUUUACAGAAACUCCAUAGAAUUCUUUGAGGAGAUUAGUGAUGAGGCUUCCAAGUUAGUGGAUAGACUUACACAAUCAGAAAGGGAACAGGAAUUAGUUUCAGAUGAUGAGAGUAGUAGCGCCCUGGAAGUUUCAGUAAUUGAGAAUCUACCACCGGUUGAAACCGAGCACUCAGUUCCUGAGGACAUCUUUGACACAAGGCCCAUUUGGGAUGAGUCCAUUGAGACUCUGAUUGAGCGCAUCCCUGAUGAAAAUGGCCAUGACCAUGUUGAAGAUCCACAGGAUGAGCAGGAACGAAUCGAGGAAAGACUGGCCUAUAUUGCUGAUCACCUUGGCUUCAGCUGGACAGAAUUAGCAAGAGAACUAGAUUUCACUGAGGAGCAAAUUCAUCAAAUUCGAAUUGAGAACCCCAACUCCCUCCAAGACCAGAGUCAUGCACUGUUGAAGUACUGGCUAGAAAGAGAUGGAAAACAUGCUACAGAUACCAGCCUUAUUGAAUGCCUCACCAAGAUCAACCGAAUGGAUAUUGUUCAUCUCAUGGAGGCCAGCACGGAACCUGUCCAGGAGCGCAUCAUUCAUAGCUAUGCAGAAAUUGAACAGACCAUUACACUGGAUCAUAGUGAAGGGUUCUCAGUACUUCAAGAGGAGGUAUGCACUGCACAGCACAAGCAGAAAGAGGAGCAGCUUGUGUCUAAAGAAAGCGAAUCCUGUGACCAACCGCCCAUCGUCUCAGAGGAAGAUAUCUCUGUUGGUUAUUCCAUGUUUCAGGAUUGCAUCCCCAAAACUGAGGGGGACAGCUCAGCAGUCGAGCUCUUACCCCAAACUGAAAAGGAGCAAGUUCAACAGGAUUUCUCAGGGAAAAUGCAAGAUCUGACUGAAGAGUCAUCUCUUGAACAUCAGCAGGAAUACUUUGUUACAACCCCAGGAACAGAAGUAUCAGAGAGUCAAAAGGCUACAGUGGUAUCUAGAUCUCCCAGCAAGAUACCUGAGGAAAUUAGUACCCCUCCUGAGGAGGAGAGGUCAUACCUCCAGACCCCAGCAUCCAAUGAGCAGGGAGAUUCUCCCAUCGUACAAGAACCCGAAGAGUCCCUGGAGCAGAGAGAGGAGAGUUCUCCACGAAGAACUAGCCUUGUGAUCGUAGAGUCUGCUGAUGAGCAGCCACAAACCUUUAAAAGACCCAAUGAAGAUACAACUUUUCAAAAGGGAGAUGAUAUGCCUGACAUACCACCAGAAUCGGUCACAGAAGAAGAAUACAUUGAUGAGCACGGACACACCGUGGUGAGAAAGGUUACUAGAAAAGUCAUUAGGCGGUAUGUAUCCUCUGACGGCACUGAGAAAGAAGAGAUUACAAUGCAGGGAAGGCCACAGGAACCUGUCACCAUCGAGGAAGGGGAUGGCUAUUCCAAAGUUAUAAAGCGUGUGGUACUAAAGAGUGACACCGAGCAGUCUGAGGUAACUUUGUCUGAGCCCAGCAUUUUGUCCAGUACCUCACAAUUUCAGGCUGAACCAGUGGAAGGCCGUAGAGUCAGCAAAGUUGUUAAGACAACUAUGGUACACGGAGAGAGAAUGGAGAAACAUCUUGGGGAUUCUAGAUUAGCCAGUGAUCUUCCUUCAGCCAAAGAUGACUUUGAAGAGGCUUUGAGUUAUACAGGUAGCCACAUGAAAGUCCACUUACCCAGUUUAGUAGAAAAUGAAAUCCUGAAAGAGGAUGGAUCAAUAAUUAAAAGGACAACGUUGAGUAAAGCCAGUACCCAGAAGAGGGCUGUAGUGAAGGACCAGCAUGGGAAACACAUUCACUUGGAGCACCUGGAGGAUGUACCAGAAGCACUAGACCAGGAUGACCUCCAGCACGACCUCCAGCAACUCCUUCGGCAUUUCUGCAAGGAGGACUCAAAGCAAGAGGCCAAAUAA